UUAUAUUAUAUUUAUUGUCGAUGGUAACUAUCAGUUGCAUUAUUUCAAAACGGAUGUAAUAAUUGGCAGAGUCUAGAGGAAGAAUAAUGUUUUUCAUAACAUUCUAUCCACAAAAUUGAAUUGGGGAAAACCAGGCUUCCACUGGGCACUAUUUGAGCAACAAAAUUUGGAAGUUGACAAACUUCCUUUUCUUGAUUCUAGCAUUCUCCACACACUUAUUUUUGUCUUACUCUAUAAUUUUUGUUAUUUAUUGUUUAUGUUUUUAAGUGGCGCAUUAUACAAGUUUUCCACCAAUUUUACAAAGCUCUGUUGAGAAACCAUGGCGAUUCAGGCUUGGUAUAUGGAUGAAACUAAUGAAGAUCCAAGGCUUCCUCAUCAUCGAACUCCUAAAGAAUAUGUGUCCCUUGAUACCCUGUCUGAUAUUGGUGUUCUUUACUGGAAAUUGGAUGCCAAGAACUAUGAAAAUGACCCUGAAUUGAACAAGAUUAGAGAAGAGAGGGGUUAUAACUACUUCGAUCUUCUUGAUUUGUGCCCCGAAAAGGUUGAGAAUUGUGAGCAAAAACUGAAGAAGUUAUACACAGAACACAUACAUGCAGACGAAGAAAUACGCUACUGCUUAGAGGGAAGUGGCUACUUUGAUGUGCGAGACAAGGCAGAUCGUUGGAUCCGGAUCUUGGUGAAAGAGGGUGAUCUUAUUAUUCUUCCCGCUGGAAUUUACCAUAGGUUCACCCUCGAUACAACUAAUUACGUAAAGUUGAUGCGACUUUUCAAAGGAGAACCCGUUUGGACGCCCUACAAUCGACCCCAAGAAGAUCAUCCAGCGAGAAAAGAGUACAUCAAGCAUUUGGCUGGGAGUGGCGGGAUGCCGGUUGCAGCUCAUUAGUCAUUCACGCCGCCUGGUUGGUUUGUUACCUUAAUAUAUAUCGACUGUAAGCUUUAGUAUGUUAUAUCUAUGACUGUUUGUAUUGUGCAUACAUCAUUGUGCUUCGUAGCAUGAACUAAUAUGUGGAAAGAAAAGUACAGGUGCUAUGUUAUGUCAGUGUCAUUAUUGUGUCGUGUAACUCUCGAAUACUCUUGUAUGCUCUUGAGUACAUAUCUGUACUAUGACUGAUCAUAUGAAUUUCGUGGUUAUGGAAAUGAACGCGCUAUAGUAUUCGUGAAACUGUGAAAUUGAGAUUUGAGGAUUUAUUUGUUGUC
Messenger RNA from Amaranthus tricolor (Joseph's coat), 1197 nucleotides. Its product is annotated as acireductone dioxygenase 1. Gene Ontology annotation, molecular function: acireductone dioxygenase [iron(II)-requiring] activity. Lineage: Eukaryota; Viridiplantae; Streptophyta; Magnoliopsida; Caryophyllales; Amaranthaceae. The transcript has 5 exons. The coding region runs from base 320 to 883 and encodes 187 amino acids. The record is from RefSeq and is a predicted model, not a curated record.